AUGAAACGCAUCUUCGGAACAGGAAAGAAAGAACCACCUCCGGAUUUGAAUAAUGCAAUUGCUAACGUAGAGUCCAGAAGCGAAAGUAUUGACAAAAAAAUUCAAAAGCUUGAUGCUGAUUUAUUGAAAAUGAAAGAACAAAUGUCGAAAAUGCGCGAAGGGCCUAGCAAAAAUUUAAUCAAGCAGAAAGCGUUAAGAAUUCUCAAGCAAAAAAGGAUGUACGAGAACCAAAAAGGUCAGUUGGAUCAACAGACAUUUAAUAUGGAUCAAACCAACUUUGCUAUCCAAGGAAUGAAGGAUAAUCAGGUAACCGUUGCCGCAAUGAAAGAUGGAUUGAAAACCAUGCAGCGAGAAUACAAGAAAAUGAAUAUUGAUAAGAUAGAAAAUCUGCAAGAUGAAAUGGAAGAUAUGUUAGAUUUGAACAAUGAGAUUCAAGAAGCAAUGAGCAGACAGUAUGAUACUCCCGACAUUGACGAGGCUGAUUUAGAAGCUGAACUUGCUGCUCUUGGAGAUGAGUUAGAUCUUGGGGAAACGGACACAAAUUAUCUGGACGAGGCACUUGCAGCACCUGGCGUGCCGAAUGAUUUCCAGAAACCAAAAGCUAAGGUUGCCGAAGGACUCGAAGUUGAUGAAUUUGGUCUUCCAAAGCUUCCAGCUUAA
Molecule: messenger RNA, 660 nt
Organism: Caenorhabditis bovis
Lineage: Eukaryota; Metazoa; Nematoda; Chromadorea; Rhabditida; Rhabditidae
Source: the annotation of a GenBank genome assembly